AUGAGUGAAGAAAAGACAAUGAAAUGUUUAUGCGUUCUUGACAAUAAUAAGAUUGGCUGGAUAGAAAAACCAAUUCCAGAAUGUGGACCAUUAGACGUUAUCUGUAGACCAUUAGUACUAACUCCAUGUACAUCUGAUUGUCAUACUGUUUGGGAUGGAGUAUUGGGACAAAGAAAGAAUAUAACACUUGGGCAUGAAGCAGUUGGGCAGAUAGUCAAAGUUGGGUCAUUAGUUAAAACAUUUAAAGUUGGAGAUAAAGUUAUUGUACCUGCAGUGACACCAGACUGGGGAUCUUCUGCUGCUCAAGACGGAUUUUCACAACACUCAAAUGGAAUGUUAAGUGGGUGUAAAUAUGGCAAUAUAAAGGAUGGAGUUUUUGCAGAAUAUUUUAAUGUCAAUGAAGCUGACGCUAAUUUGGCAUUAGUUCCACAAGGAGUAUCAAAUGAAGAUGCGGUUAUGUUAUCAGAUAUGGUAACAACAGGAUUUUAUGGAGUAGAAUUAGCCAAUAUCCAGUUUGGAGAUGUUGUAUGUGUUUUUGGAAUUGGACCAGUUGGAUUAAUGGCUGUACUUGGUUGUGUAUUAAGAGGUGCGUCAAGGAUCUUUGCAGUAGGAUCAAGGGAACAUUGUUGUGAAGUAGCAAAAGCAUAUGGAGCUACAGAUAUUAUUAAUUACAAAAAUGGAGAUCCAGUAGCUCAAAUAAUGAAAGCUACAUUAAUGAAAGGAGUAGAUAAGGUUGUUAUUGCAGGAGGAUCAAGUGAAGUUCUUUCCCAAGCAAUUAAAAUAGCAAAACCAGGAGCAGAUAUUGGAAAUGUUAAUUACUUUACUGAUUUAACACAUCCAAUUGAAAUUCCAAAACUUCCAUGGGGUUUAGGAAUGGCUAAUAAAACUAUAAGAGGUGGAAUGACACCUGGUGGAAGAAGAAGAAUGGAAAAAUUAUCCAGUUUAUUAGAAUUUAAAAGGAUUGAUGUUUCUAAAUUAAUUACUCAUAGAUUUGAAGGUUUUGAUAAAUUAGAAGAAGCUUUAAUAACAAUGCAUAACAAACCAUCAAAUUUGAUUAAGCCAGUAGUUACCAUUCAUUAUGAAGAUGAAGAAACAUUGCAUUAA
Entamoeba nuttalli P19 is the source of this 1104-nucleotide messenger RNA. RefSeq names its product NADP-dependent alcohol dehydrogenase, putative. Bases 1 to 1104 code for a protein of 367 amino acids. Gene Ontology annotation, molecular function: zinc ion binding; oxidoreductase activity. The record is from RefSeq and is a predicted model, not a curated record. NCBI's taxonomy places the organism in Eukaryota, Evosea, Mastigamoebida, Endamoebidae. The transcript has a single exon.